Molecule: messenger RNA, 985 nt
Organism: Rosa rugosa (rugosa rose)
Lineage: Eukaryota; Viridiplantae; Streptophyta; Magnoliopsida; Rosales; Rosaceae
Product: protein LHCP TRANSLOCATION DEFECT
Exons: 3
Coding region: 56-712 (218 amino acids)
Biological process (GO): granum assembly; intracellular protein transport
Cellular component (GO): chloroplast stroma; chloroplast envelope
Molecular function (GO): peptidyl-prolyl cis-trans isomerase activity
Source: RefSeq, a predicted model, not a curated record
GUGGAUAGAGGAGUGAUCAAGCUCAGAAAGUUCACAGUUACUGGAGAACUCAGACAUGGCUUCCAUUCCAUGUACUACUGCUCCUAGCCACUCAUGCUUCGCCUCCAACUCCUUCAAUUCUUCAACUUUUUCAGUCAAACUCAAUACCCAGUUUCUGGGUACCCGAAGUAGGCUGGGUCGGGUCAGACCCUUUGGUCUUGGACCCUCCAAUGGCUCCAGAGCCAAGUGCUGGUUCAAGUUCGGUAAAAACGGUAUAGAUGCUGAGGGUGCUGGAAUCUAUGGAAGCCAAUCCCGUGAUGAUUAUGAUAAAGAUGAUGUUGAGCAGAUGGGAGUGGAGAAGCAAGUUCUGAGGGCUGGAACUGGUCCAAAACCGGUAGCAGGUCAGAAGGUUACCGUUCACUGCUCCGGUUAUGGAAAAAAUGGUGAUUUGAAUCAGAAGUUUUGGAGCACCAAGGACCCUGGGCAGCAGCCUUUCACCUUCAAAAUUGGCCAAGGUUCUGUCAUAAAAGGAUGGGAUGAAGGUAUCCUUGGAAUGCAAGUUAGAGAAGUUGCUCGUCUGUGGUGCUCUCCUGAUUAUGCUUAUGGACCUAGUGGAUUUCCAGCCUGGGCAAUUGAUGAGUCUUCAGUUUCUCUAAACAAUGUACCCGUUGAUAUAUACUGUUGGCGGGCGGUCGUUAGCUUUUCUAUCAAUGCAUCAUUUUUGGAAAAAUAAAACUGAAGCAGGGCUUUUGACAGCAGGUAAAGUGUUUGUGUUAUUAAUCGGUUCACAGUUGCACUUCACUUUUUAAGGAGUGCAAAUGGUAAUACAUGUUCAAAAUUCCAGUGCUAAAGUAGCUCCCCAUUUUCUUUAAAGCUAAAUUUUCAACUAGAAUCGUGAUUUGUUGUAUGUAGGCAAAGAAUCGAUCUGAAACGUGCCUUUUGAUUACAGUAUUUCAACUACAUGGGAAUGCUUGCUGUUGAGGGUACGUAUGAUAAGAUGAAUGCU